This is a messenger RNA of Humulus lupulus (European hop), 2439 nucleotides long. Its product is annotated as sulfate transporter 3.1-like. Gene Ontology annotation, biological process: transmembrane transport. NCBI's taxonomy places the organism in Eukaryota, Viridiplantae, Streptophyta, Magnoliopsida, Rosales, Cannabaceae. Gene Ontology annotation, cellular component: membrane. Bases 165 to 2144 code for a protein of 659 amino acids. The transcript is spliced from 12 exons. Gene Ontology annotation, molecular function: secondary active sulfate transmembrane transporter activity. The record is from RefSeq and is a predicted model, not a curated record.
GUACAGUCUCAUGAGUUUGAGAGCUCACCCCCUUAUAAUUAUUAUUAAUUAGUUUACCUCGCUCUUCUCCCAUUUAUAGUCCCGGAAUAUCCUCAUUGCACAUAUUCUUUUAUAUAUAUAUAUAUAUAUAUAUAUAUAUAUCAAAAGUUUCAUAAAUAUAUAAUAUGGGGAACACCGACUGUGUAUACCCAACGGCGAAGGUGGAAUCGGCAGCGUACCACCGGGUGGCAAUUCCGCCACCGCAGCCGUUUGUUAAAACGUUUCAGUACUCACUGAAAGAGACGUUCUUCCCGGACGAUCCAUUCCGGCAGUUCAAGAAUCAACCCCCGUUGAGGAAACUCUGGCUGGGACUCCAGUACUUCUUGCCAAUCCUGGAAUGGGCUCCACGCUACACUCUCAACUUCUUCAAAGCCGACAUCAUUUCCGGAAUCACCAUAGCUAGCUUGGCAAUCCCCCAGGGCAUCAGUUACGCCAAGCUCGCCAAUUUGCCACCCAUCCUCGGCUUAUAUUCAAGUUUUAUUCCGCCUUUGGUUUAUGCUAUGAUGGGGAGUUCAAGAGAUUUGGCGGUGGGGACAGUGGCGGUGGGUUCGCUUCUCACGGCGUCAAUGUUGGGGCAAGAAGUUAGCGUUACUGAGAACCCUUCUCUUUAUCUUCACCUUGCUUUCACAGCAACAUUUUUUGCAGGACUAUUCCAAGCUUCCUUGGGCUUUUUAAGGCUAGGGUUCAUCGUGGAUUUCUUAUCACAUGCAACGAUAGUAGGGUUCAUGGCAGGAGCAGCGACAGUAGUUUGCCUGCAACAGCUAAAAGGGAUUCUUGGGCUUGACCAUUUCACCCAUUCUACUGACAUUGUGUCAGUCAUGCGAUCUGUCUUCACCCAAACACAUCAGUGGAAAUGGGAAAGUGGAGUCUUGGGAUGUUGUUUCCUUUUCUUCCUCAUAAUAACCAAAUACUUUAGCAAGAAACGGCCAAAGUUUUUUUGGAUAUCAGCCAUGGCGCCGUUAACCUCCGUUAUCUUGGGUAGCAUUCUUGUUUAUCUCACUCAUGCUGAAAAACACGGCGUUCAAGUGAUUGGUAAUCUGAAGAAAGGGCUGAAUCCACUGUCCAUCACGGAUCUUGUCUUAGUGCCUCCUCACAUGACUAUUGCUAUCAAAACUGGCAUUGUUACUGGUGUCAUAGCACUCGCUGAAGGCAUAGCAGUGGGAAGAAGCUUUUCCAUGUUCAAGAAUUACCACAUCGAUGGAAACAAAGAGAUGAUUGCCAUUGGAAUGAUGAAUGUUGUUGGUUCUUGUACUUCUUGCUAUCUCACAACAGGGCCAUUUUCAAGAUCAGCGGUAAACUACAACGCGGGAUGCAAAACGGCAGUGUCUAACAUAGUGAUGGCAUUAGCAGUAAUGAUGACAUUGUUGUUUUUAACACCAUUGUUCCAUUACACUCCGCUUGUGGUGCUUUCGGCCAUUAUAAUCUCGGCCAUGCUCGGCUUAAUCGAUUACGACGCCGCCAUUCAUCUCUGGAAGGUCGACAAGUUUGAUUUCAUCGUUUGCAUGAGUGCAUAUAUUGGUGUCGUUUUCAGCAGCGUCGAAGUUGGACUUGUCAUAGCGGUUGCAAUAUCUGUAAUUAGAGUACUGUUGUUUGUGGCGAGGCCUAAGACUUUUGUUCUAGGGAACAUUCCUGACUCUAGGAUAUACAGAAACGUUGAACAAUACACCAACACCAGCAAUGUGCCUGGAGUUCUUAUACUUGAAAUUGAUGCUCCCAUUUACUUUGCCAAUUCCAACUACUUAAGAGAAAGGAUCACAAGGUGGAUUGAUGAAGAGGAAGACCGAAUUAAAUCCACAGGAGAAACCAGCUUACAAUAUGUCAUUUUGAAUAUGAGUGCUGUAGGUAACAUAGACACGAGUGGAAUAAGCAUGAUUGAUGAGGUCAAGAAGACUAUUGAAAGGAGAGGACUUAAGCUUGUCCUGGCCAACCCUGGAAGUGAGGUUAUGAAGAAACUAAACAAGUCAGAUCUGAUUAGCAAGAUUGGGCAGGAAUGGAUUUAUCUAACUGUUGGGGAGGCUGUUGGAGCCUGCAACUAUAUGCUUCACACCUCCAAACCAGAAGGUACCGUCAAAGACGAAUCAGCUGACUCCACGUGGAACGUCUGACCAACUCUCAGUCUCUACAGAUAUAUUAAACUCAAGUUUGAGCAAAAUUAUUUGCAUCAAGUUGCGAUUGUUUGUUUUGGCCAAGUUUAAUAUUUUUAUAUGCAAUUAAGAUGGCGAGGUCUUAAUUUAUUGAUCGGAGUGAAAAAGAAUAUAUUUGACUCAUUUGGAUCAGAAUGAUCAAAUAAAUGAGUCUCUCAGUUAAAGUUAGAGGAAGUUUUUUUUCCAACACUUAUAUAAGUAGCUUUUGUAUAAUGUAUAUUACACAGUCAAUUCCAAAAGGCAAACUUUAUAAUGA